Molecule: messenger RNA, 1246 nt
Organism: Clupea harengus (Atlantic herring)
Lineage: Eukaryota; Metazoa; Chordata; Actinopteri; Clupeiformes; Clupeidae
Gene: capsla
Product: calcyphosine like a
Molecular function (GO): calcium ion binding
Source: RefSeq, a predicted model, not a curated record
UGUGAAUUACGUUACCUCCAUGAAAAGGGUAAGCCUAUUUCUUCCCAUUUUACUAUGUUAUGCUUGGUCGCCACAGACGCGAGUAAAGUCAACAAAGUAGCCAUGCCAACCUCAACUGUUUUACUUUUUCUUGUGUUCUGUGAAGGAAGGGGGCGUGGGCCUACUUAGGUUACUACGCCUGCAUGUUUGUUAAUUUGAGAGUCCGGUUUGCUCCUUUGAAAACUAUGAAAUACUAAAACGUCAAACCACUUUGCUUUUUGUACAGAAAUAGACUGAGACAUGGCCUCUAGUGAUCUGCAGUCAUCAGAUGCUCUGGAAGAUCUGAGGAGGCAGUGCCUGGCAAGAGGAGCUGCUGGGAUCAAGGGACUUGGAAGGUCAUUUCGCAUUAUGGAUGAUGAUGGUAGCAAAUCACUGAACUUGGAUGAGUUCCAGAAGGGUUUGGACACUUAUGGAGUGACCAUGGCCAAAGAGAGGGUUUUGGAAGUGUUCAGAAUAUUCGAUAAAGAUGGAAGUGGUACAGUCGAUUUCAAUGAGUUCCUGGAAGAAUUAAGGCCCCCAAUGUCAAACGUGAGGAAGCAGGUAAUUGUGGAGGCUUUUAAGAAGCUGGACAGGACAGGGGACAGUCUGGUAACCGUGGAGGACCUGCAGGGGGUCUACAACAGCCAGCACCAUUCCAAGUUCAAGAGCGGAGAGUGGAGCGAGGAACAAGUGUUUCGCUCGUUCCUAGACAGCUUUGACUCACCCUACAACAAAGAUGGCAAGGUCACCCAAGAGGAGUUUCUGAACUACUACAGUGGAGUGAGUGCCUCUAUCGACAGUGACGAGUACUUCGUCACCAUGAUGAAAAAUGCCUGGAAGCUAUAGGACUCCAGUCACCUUUUAACUAGUUAAUGCUAAACCUCUGUGUUGUUCCGUCCAAGAACAGGCCUUCAACACUUGUUAUGCCGUCAGGAUUUAGGAGGCCUCCUGUGGCUCUUUGAGGAAUUGCAGUAGUAUAGUAAAGGUAGACCUGUUGGUUACUGUUUAGCAGCUGGAAUCCCAGGUUUAGGAAAGGUAGAAACACACCUAUGGAUGAAAAUGUGUCUUUUCGAGAUGGCUUAUCCUCUUGCCUGUCAGUACCAUGUACAUUACAACAUGCUUGGACAUUCAUGGUGUAUACUAGACACGUUAAUCGUUGAGGACCAUGACUUUUGACAUCGUCUUUUGUUAUAAAAAUAAAACAUACAUUUUCAAUCAAUUCAAGGUA